This is a messenger RNA of Pollicipes pollicipes, 2768 nucleotides long. RefSeq names its product cytosolic carboxypeptidase 4-like. Gene Ontology annotation, biological process: proteolysis; protein side chain deglutamylation; C-terminal protein deglutamylation. Gene Ontology annotation, molecular function: zinc ion binding; metallocarboxypeptidase activity. Lineage: Eukaryota; Metazoa; Arthropoda; Thecostraca; Pollicipedomorpha; Pollicipedidae. The record is from RefSeq and is a predicted model, not a curated record.
CGGUGUCGCCGCCGCCGCCGCCGCCGCUGCUGCCGCCGGGCAAGUCUCCGCCGACGGCCGCGAAGCUGGGCCAGGCGUGGCAGGUGCUGCAGGAGUGGAGCGACCGGCGUGGCGAGGGCGACAGCCGCCGUCAGUACCGCGACAUCUACAGGCGUCUGGCGCAGAACACCCGCCACGUGGCGCCGUUCGUGAAGCUCGCCUAUCCGGACCUGGUGGGCGCCGUCGGUGUCGAGGACAGGGAGUCGCUGGCCGUCUGCGACCGGCUGGUCUGUAGGAAGAAGGUGCAGGGACUGGUUGAUGACGCGAUGGGACAGCGGAAGGCGGACAGCAAGGUGGUCUACGACUACGACUUCCUGGUCCAGACAUUUCCCAAGGCUGUCGGUGACGUCAGGUUACUGGAUAAUUUGGACGAGAAGAGGGUGGCUACGACUUUGAUCGAGACAAACGAGAACUCCAGUCUCCGAUUUGAGUCCCGUUUCGAGUCUGGAAACCUUCGGAGAGGCAUUCGGACGGCCGCCCGCGAGUAUGACCUGGUGAUCUGCCCGGACGUGGGCUCCAGCCGGCAUCAGCAGUGGUUCUACUUCGAGGUGUCCAACAUGCUCGCUGGCGAGCCGUACACGUUCAACCUGAUCAACAAUGAGAAGCUGAGCUGUGAGUACCAGGAAUGCGGCCGGUGCUGUUCUCGGGUGAAGGAGGCGGUCCGGGGCCGGCCUCACUGGGUGCGCGUCGGCACCGACGUCUUCUACUACCGCAACGCCUACCGCCGGCCGGCCCGGCACCCCAGCAAGCGGCAGCAGGGCAAGCAGCGCGUCUACUGCACGGCCUCCUUCACGGUGACGUUCCCGCACACCGGCGACGUCUGCUACCUGGCCUUCCACUACCCGUACACCUACACCAGGCUGCAGACGAUGCUGGAGCUGCUGGAGGGCGCGGUGGAGCCGGAGGUCUGGUGGCGAAACGAGCCGCUGGCCGCCGACCUGGACGGCAACCCGGACCCGCUGGUCACCGUCACCGGCCAGACGCUGCAGCACAAGAAGGAGGUGGUGUUCCUGACGGCGCGGAUCCACCCGGGGGAGAGCGGCGCCUCCUGGGCCAUGGAGGGCACGCUGCGCUUCCUGCUCAGCGCCGCCCCGGAGGCCGAGGCGCUCCGCGACCGCUUCAUCUUCAAGCUGGUGCCCAUGCUGAACGUCGCCGGCGUCGUCAACGGCUGUCACCGGUGCGGCCUGACGGACGAGGACCUGAACCGGCGCUGGAAGACCCCCGACCCGCUGCUGCACCCCGUCAUCUACCGCGCCAAGACCCUGAUGGAGUACUCGACGUUCGUGCUGAAGCGCGUGCCGUACCUCUUCUGCGACUACCACGGCCACUCGUGUCGCAAGAAUAUCUUCUUGUACGGCUGCAGCAACCGGCGCUCCUGGCUGCCGGCCGACAGGCAGAGGCCCGACAACGACGCGCUGGUCAGCUGCCUGCCGCAGGCGCUGUACCGGGUGGCGCCCGCCUUCAGUCUACGGUGCUGCCAUCUGACGGUGGAGCGGUCGCGCGAGACCACGGCUCGCGUGGUGGUCUGGCGCGAGCUGGGCGUGCAGCGCAGCUACACCAUGGAGAGCAGCUACUGCGGCUGCGACCAGGGGCCGUACCAGGGGUGUCACCUGUCGACGCAGCAGCUGCAGGAGACGGGCGCCCGGCUGGCGGUGGCGCUGCACCUGGUGUCGGUGCCGGGCGACCUGGCCGCCCUGGAGCGGGCCAGGAGCACCUACUGGUGGAGGCCGCAGGAGGAUUUCGAAAGGGAAUUCGCCAUGAGUUCUGCCACCAACUCCGACGUCACCGAGUCGGAUGACGACACCGACGACGUCACCUCGAGCACGGUGACGUCACUGACCUGAUCCGCCCUGGGCCGGGGCCCGCCCAGUCCGCCGGGCCCGCCCAGUCCGGAGAGCGGACACCGAGCGCGCCCCGAGGCGGGACGGCGCCGCCCGCCCCGUCGGCUCGCGGCCGGUCCGCCGACGCAGGGUCACGGCUGGUGCCGGGCGCGCCACCCCGGGGACGACACGCUGCCAUUCCAUGCCAUCUGUAAUACCGUCGGACUUGGUGUGCCCUAGAGUGGUGAUAACUGAACCGUUGUUUCGUCUUGAUCACGCAGUUAGCGGAGCGGUGUCAAGCGUCUAGAGGUUCGACGUGACCUGUAGCGGUAGUUGCCAAAUAUGGGCGCUUGGGGGUGUACGUAACACUGCCUACGUUGUUUGGCUGUUUUCAUAUCUGCUGGCCCUCGUUAACAGCUGGACGUGAUUUGUGUUGCGUGUUUAACGACCUGUUGGUGCGGAUACUACCUCGCUGGCAAUAAUCCCGAGCUGGACUCGGAGCUGCAAAUGUCGCUGCUGCAACUCACGGUGGGCUUCCUUGGUUUCGCGAUUUAAUAACAAAUCAGCCGGGUAGACGCGCUGCCAGAAAUGUAGCGACGUCAUCAUAGACGAGAUAUUACUGACCAAUCUAACAGCCAAAAUAUAUGCACCACGUGAUUUUUUCCACUGCGUACGGUUGUGGGCUUUUCUUUAAUCCGGUUGUGCAACUGGACGCGGCGUGAUCCAUGUGAUACGAUUGCGUGGGUGUGUUCAGUUUCGUGGCGUUGAUGAGGCUUUCGUGGUAGGCGUAUCUCCGUCCAUGAGGGCUGUCCCGCUGUCUGUGAUGCGUGUUGUCAGUGUGACCCGCCCCCUCGGGUCAACGGGUGGUGACCCGUGCCCCGACCCUCCAGACCGGCGCCGCGCGCGCAG